AUGUCUGUCGCAUGCGGCGUAGAGUGUGUUGUAGUCUUCGGCUGCGCACGUUGGCUCUGGAAACGCUGCACGUACAUCGGCUCCUACGACAGCGCCACGUGGCCGUCCGCCACCGCAGUCGAAUUCGAACCGGUGCCACGUGUCUGCCGAAUCAUCCUCGCUAUCUACGAACCCGAUCUCAAGAACCCUCAGCAUUACCAGCCUGCAAAUGGGUACCGUUUGAAUCCCGACUGGGUCGUGAAGCGCGUGAGUUAUUUAGAAACUGAGGGCCACGCGCCGCCGUAUAUAAUCUAUGUCGAUCACGAGCAUCGCGAGAUUGUGAUGGCGGUGCGGGGACUAAAUUUAGCUAAGGAGAGUGAUUAUAAGCUUUUGUUGGAUAAUAAGUUGGGGAGACAGAUGUUUGAUGGUGGUUAUGUUCAUCAUGGUUUGUUGAAAUCUGCUGUUUGGUUGUUGAAAAAGGAAUCGGAGACGCUGAAGAAGUUGUGGGUGGAGAAUGGGUGUGAGUAUGGGAUGGUUUUUGCGGGACAUUCAUUGGGGUCUGGUGUGGUUUCUUUGUUGAGUAUUCUUGUGGUGAAUCAUAGGGAACUUUUGGGUGGGAUUCCGAAAGACAAGAUUAGGUGUUAUGCUAUUGCUCCUGCUAGGUGUAUGUCGCUUAAUUUGGCUGUUAAAUAUGCUAAUCUCAUUCAUUCCAUUGUCUUGCAGGAUGAUUUCUUGCCAAGAACAGCCACUCCAUUGGAAGAUAUAUUCAAAUCAAUAUUCUGCUUGCCUUGCUUAUUAUUCUUGGUUUGCUUGAGGGACACUUUCAUACCUGAGGGUCGAAAGCUAAGAGAUCCAAGGAGACUUUACGCACCUGGACGAAUGUAUCAUAUUGUGGAAAGGAAAUUUUGCAGAUGUGGGAGAUUUCCUCCUGAAGUGAGAACUGCUAUUCCUGUUGAUGGAAGAUUUGAGCAUAUUGUCUUGUCCUGCAACACAACAGCGGAUCAUGCAAUUAUUUGGAUAGAGAGGGAGGCAGAGAAAGCCUUACAAUUAAUGAAAGAUCAAGACAGCACCAAAACUGUGACAGUCCCACCAACGAUACAAAAGUUUGAGAGAUUGAAGACGUUAGAAAAAGAACAUAAAGAUGCUUUGGAAAGAGCUGUUAGCUUAAAUGUACCUCAUGCAGUGGACGCUGCAGAGAACGAACCAUCAGAAAACAAUGAAGGUGAGGCAGCAUCUACUAGUAAUGGCGACAAAGAAGCCGAAGUUGAAGCCGCCUCAAGUACUGAAUCAAAACCUAGUGGUGGAAGAUUAAACUGGGAAGAGGUUGUUGAAAAGCUAUUGAAGAAAAGUGAAACAGGCGACAAACAUAUUGGAGAGGAUACAAAUGUCCAACAUUGA
Lathyrus sativus (Indian pea) is the source of this 1377-nucleotide messenger RNA. The record is from the annotation of a GenBank genome assembly. Lineage: Eukaryota; Viridiplantae; Streptophyta; Magnoliopsida; Fabales; Fabaceae.